Molecule: messenger RNA, 456 nt
Organism: Schistocerca cancellata (South American locust)
Lineage: Eukaryota; Metazoa; Arthropoda; Insecta; Orthoptera; Acrididae
Product: putative nuclease HARBI1
Exons: 1
Coding region: 1-456 (151 amino acids)
Source: RefSeq, a predicted model, not a curated record
AUGAAGAUUUUCCCUCGGUAUGUAGCUGAUCCAGGAUUGCAGUCUGGAAUAGCAGAAGAAAUGGGAAUUCAUCAAACUACAGUGAGUAAAACACUGAGUAGUGUUUCUAAAAAGAUAAUGGAAAAAGCUGAUUUGUGGAUCAAGGUUCCGUCAUCAACACAUGAUAUUACUGUGGCUAAAAAUGAGUGGCUACAAAAAUUUAAAUUUCCAAGUGCUAUUGGUGUAAUUGGCUGUACACAUGUGCGAAUUCCAAAACCUGUGCAAUUUGGCGACGAGUAUAUCAACAGAAAGGGUUUUGUUAGUAUAAAUGUGCAGGCUACAUGCAAUGUGAAUGAACAGUUUACUAGAGUCGAGGCUAGCUGGCCCGGGUCAGUACAUGACAAUGGAAUAUGGAGAAAUUCAAGUGUCUGGAAAGUGCUGAGUGAAUGUAAGAACACUGUUCUUUUGGGUGAUUAA